AUGCCUGCUGCGAUUGCUGAGGGCUGCGAGCCGUUCCUGUCGAAGCGGACGACGAGCCUGCUGUGGACGCAGUGGCAGGCGGGGCUGCUGCAGCGUCUGAACGAGGAGGUGAAGGGCACGCCGCAUGCGACGGAAUCGGUGGUCGAGACGGUGAUGAGCACAGCGCGCGACCGGCAGAAGAUCCUCAUGUUCAACUACGCGUCGCUGGCGCUCAACACGAGCUUUUUCCUCGCGGGCCUCAAGCCGCACGACGCGCAGGCGUCGCGCGCGUACCCGCAGCCGUCCACGCACAUGGGCGCGGUGCCGACGUUCUACGGCAAGACGCUCGCGACGGCGAUUGCCGACCAGUUUGGGUCCCUGCCGCAGUUCAAGCUCGCCGUGUCGGCGGCGGCCAUGGGCAUGGUGUCGAGCGGCUGGGUGUGGGUCGUCAAGGACGAGCACGGCCGCCUCGGCGUUGUGCCGACGUACGGCGCCGGCACGGUGCUCGUGCAGCAGCGCCGCCAGAGCGGCCCGAGCGACCUCGUGACCGCCGUGCAGGACGGGCAGGGCGGCGCGGCGCCGGACGCCGCCGAGGCGCCCGCGCCGGCCCCCGCGCCGNGGCCCAGAGCUCGGCGGCUGGCGCCAUCGGCCACCAUCUAUACCCCUUGUUCUGCGUCAGCGUGUUUGAGCAUGCCUGGCUCGGCGACUAUGGGUUCUGGGGCAAGGAGCGCUACCUGA
Molecule: messenger RNA, 717 nt
Organism: Malassezia sympodialis ATCC 42132
Lineage: Eukaryota; Fungi; Basidiomycota; Malasseziomycetes; Malasseziales; Malasseziaceae
Biological process (GO): superoxide metabolic process
Molecular function (GO): superoxide dismutase activity; metal ion binding
Source: RefSeq, a predicted model, not a curated record